CUCUCUCUCUCGCUCGCGCAUGCCUAACAGUCUAGCCUUUCGUUCAGGACUUGCCAGGAGCUAGUGUUAUUCUUCGCUUUCUUCCUCCGGAAAUCAUUAUUGUUCCUUCCGCUGAAGUGGGUCAUUCACUAUGCAUCUGCAUUUAUGCUCGAAUGUCUGAGCUUUGAAUGGUGUGUUGGAGUUUAUGAGGAGUGAUCGAAAGGAGAAAAAAAGGGGGGGAAAUGGAUGGUUUGAAUGCAGUGGGGAGUGAAGUGGGUGUUGGAAAACAAGAGGGUGGAAGUAGCUGUGCGCAUACAUGUUUACAUGCUCAACAUAGACGAUCUAAGAGUACUUCUGAUAGGAAUUCAGAUGUUUCAAGAGGUCAAAUUCAGCAUUCGCAAAGAGGCAAGAAUGCAACACUGGUGUCACCUCUUUCUACGAGGGCCCUUGAAGUGCGAAGUCCCCUUCUUGAACCCUUCAUUUAUAGCGGCAAAAUUACCACAUCAAGUCACCGAGCGUCCUUGGAGAAAGAUAUUGAGCAGCUGCAGUUACGUUUGCAGCAAGAGAAAUCUAUGCGGCUUACACUUGAGAGGGCAAUGGGCAGGGCAUCUAGUACGUUAUCUCCAGGACAUAGACAUGUUGCUUCUAAGACUAAUGAACUAGUUUCCGAAAUUGAAUUGCUGGAGCAAGAGGUCGCCAGCAGGGAAGAGCACGUUCUCUCACUCUACAGGAGCAUAUUUGACCAGUGUGCGAGUCGACCUCCUUCCAAGCAAAGUUCAGGGGUUGCUUCUCCAGCUCAUACAAAGCAGGCACCUAGAAAGCAUCCAAGCAUAAUAUCAAGUGCAUUUUGUUCCACAAAAAAGUUCCCGCUGCGACCUUUGCAACCACUGACCUCUACUGAUGAUUGUGUGAAAAAACCUUCAAGGAGAAGUCAUGCUCUGCCACCGACUGGCAAAAGUGAAACUCAUUUUGGAAAGGCUACUUCCAACACAACAAAGGUCCAGCUGGCAGGGAGAAAUUCGGUGUUGCGCAUGCUGAAAGAUCAUCUAUACGAGUGCCCAAGCAAGUUGUCGGAAGAGAUGGUCAGGUGCAUGGCUGCCAUAUACUGCUGGCUUCACAGAAAUACGUCUAUGGAUCCUAAGAAAAUCCGAUCAACAAUGUUGUCAGGGUCAUCUACCAGCGUUACUCUUCCUCGAUGUGGCAGCAAAGAGCAGCAAUUCUGUUCUUCCAAGUCCACAGUGGAGAUUUCUUGUCUAACAACUGAUAAGCGGGAGUUGUCCCGUGCAGCUUACACUAUAAACAACUAUCGGAUCUUAGUUGAACAGCUUGAAAAAGUGAAUGUUGGCCAGAUGGAGGAUAAUGCACAAACUGCAUUUUGGAUCAACGUGUACAACUCUCUUGUCAUGCAUGCCUACUUAGCCUAUGGAAUCCCACGCAGCUCUCUGAGGAGAUUAGCUUUGUUUCACAAGGCUGCGUACAACAUUGGUGGUACUAUCGUAAGUGCAAGUGCCAUGGAGCAAUCAAUAUUUUGCUUUCGCACUCCUAGGAUAGGACGGUGGCUGGAGACCAUGGUGUCUGCUGCCUUGAGGAAAAGAUCUGGAGAGGAAAGGCAAAUGAUCAGCUCAAAAUAUGGUUACACGAGCUCCCAACCCCUUAUCUGCUUUGCCCUCUGCAAUGGAGCUGCUUCUGAUCCUGUGCUAAAAGUCUACACGGGAUCAAACCUUAAGGCAGAGCUGGAAGCAGCAAGAAGAGAAUUUCUUCAAGCAAACGUAUGCGUGAAAAAGUCGAAGGCGUUUCUGCCUAAGGUGCUUGAGAAAUUCGCGAGGGAAGCUUCUAUUAGCACGGAUGAUCUUCUAAGCUGGGUUAUCGAAAAUGUGGAUAAGAAACUGCAGGACAUGAUACAAAAGUCCAUCGAUCAUAAAGCCAACAGGAAGGCAUCUCAGAUCAUAGAGUGGGUACCCUACAGCUCAAGAUUUCAGUACAUAUUCUCAAAGGAUUUGACUGAAAAACCGUGGUGACAGAACAAGCAAUGAGUGGGUUUUUAUUGUUUCCUCAGAAUUAGCCCCUGGCGAGGAGUUCAUGCACAUUAUUUGUGUCUGAUUCUUCAUUGUAAAUCCAUUAUCAUCUGGCUUUCUCAAGUAUUACUCGUAGCACUAGCUUUCUUCAUUUGGCUCAGUAUAUCUUUUCUGAUCACGUGGACAAUGUCUGUGCUCGAAGUAGUUCUGAGUUACCCUUCGGGUGAUUGACUGGGACAUUAUUGUAACGGUCUCACGCAAGAAAUGA
Molecule: messenger RNA, 2262 nt
Organism: Eucalyptus grandis
Lineage: Eukaryota; Viridiplantae; Streptophyta; Magnoliopsida; Myrtales; Myrtaceae
Exons: 11
Coding region: 222-1997 (591 amino acids)
Source: RefSeq, a predicted model, not a curated record